Centropristis striata (black sea bass) is the source of this 1500-nucleotide messenger RNA. Its product is annotated as collagen alpha-1(X) chain-like. Lineage: Eukaryota; Metazoa; Chordata; Actinopteri; Perciformes; Serranidae. The coding region runs from base 1 to 1500 and encodes 499 amino acids. The transcript is spliced from 4 exons. Gene Ontology annotation, molecular function: protein binding. The record is from RefSeq and is a predicted model, not a curated record.
AUGGCCAGUUUUCCUCUUCACUUCCUGUCGCUGGUGGUUUUCGUCCCCGUCGUCGUGGUGAUGACGACCCCACUGGAGGACCCCCCGGCCCCUGGGGGCCCCGGAGCCCUGCAGGACCACUGCCAGCAGCUGCUGCAGGACGGUGUCCCCCCGGAGGACAUCCCCUGGUUCUGCCUCUGCUCACAGUGUCCCAGCAGCCUGGGGCCCAAAGGGGACCCAGGGGCCCGCGGACUCCCAGGACAUCCAGGAAGUCCUGGGCGGAGAGGGACGACCGGCUUCAGGGGACCUCCGGGAUUCAGGGGACAACCUGGGGUCAAAGGACAGAAAGGGGACGAGGGGGAGAAGGGACACCGAGGACUUCAGGGAGUCGGGGGACCCAAAGGAGGCCGCGGCUUCAAAGGUGACGGAACAGGUUUUGAGUCUUUGAGGUCCAGCAGGUUCAGAACCAGCAGGUUCAGGUUCGGAAAGUUCAGGUCCUGUCCGGUAGGUUCAGGUCCAGCAGGUUCAGGUCCAGCAGGUUCAGGUUCAGGUCUGGAAGGCUCAGGUUCAGAUGCAGCAGGUGCCAAAGGUGAACCUGGUCUGGAGGGCCGCCUGGGCGGUCCGGGUCCUAAAGGAGACGAUGGAGUCUGUCCAGAAGCCUGCGAGUCCAGCCAAGGCCCCCCAGGACCCCCCGGUGUGCCUGGCCCUGCAGGGCCCACUGGUCUGCCCGGGACCCCGGGUCGGCAGGGAGUCGAAGGCCUGAAGGGAGACACGGGGGAUCCCGGUCCACUCGGUGUUCCUGGAUCUGUGGGUGGGAAGGGGGAACCGGGGCCCCCGGGGGACUGUAACUGUACUCUUGGAGUCGAUGGGGGUCCAGGGCAGAAGGGGGACAAGGGACACAAGGGGGACCAGGGACAGAUGGGGCCUGCCGGGCAGACAGGGCAGCAGGGUGAUAAGGGAGACAUGGGGACCAUGGGGAUGAUGGGUCCUCCUGGUCCCUGCAUGCCCGGCAUCCAGUCCGGCUUUACCGCCGGGCUGACCUCCAGCUACCCGGCGCCCGACACCCCCGUGGUUUUUUCUAACGUCAUUUAUAACACACAGGGUAGCUACGACCCUGGCUCCGGCCUCUACACCGCCCCCGUCAAUGGCACCUACGUGUUCAGCUACCACCUCACCGUGUACGAACGCGUCCUCAAGGUCGGCCUCUUCCUUAACUUUGUGCCAGUCGUUAUAACCACUGACCCCAAAGUGUUCGGGACCACCUCGCAGUCCGUUGUCCUACACCUGUCCCGCGGGGACAGGGUGUGGGUCCAGGUCAAGGAUCUGAUCACUAACGGCAUGUAUGCUGGCGCCGAGACCAGCAGCACCUUCUCUGGCUUCCUACUCCAUCCGGACUCAUGUGACAUGCCGUUACUGAGAGGUCUCUCUGAAGACCGGCAACCCUCAGACAACCAGGGCGGAUACACCUGGGGCGUUUUACCCAAUUUACCCCCCUCCCCCACUCCAGCUGGAUCCGUCUAG